UUUUGUUCCAUUUACAUUCCAAUUUUUGACGCGUACUUUUAUAAUUCAAUUCAGCUGGUUUGCUGGAUUUGCUAGUAGGUCCUUACGUAGUAGGCUUUACUUGCAACAUCUUUCCACCCCUACAUGUGGAAUUUUGCGUUUAACAACACCAUAAGCUUAACUAAUAAUUUUUCGAUUUCUACCGCGCAAUUUCACAUUUUCCAAAAAUGAACAUAGCUGGGGUAAAGAUGGAGAUGGAUACUAUGGUAACCAAUGUGUGGAAAGAGGCGGAGCAGUGGCAGAAAUUAGUUCAACGAGGGAGAGUGACAAUGAAACAAAUUGCCACCGUAAAUGCCCGAAUCUUUGCAACUGAAAAUCAGUUAAACAACGUUGACAAGCCACGCGAACUUCGUUCCACAGAGAAACGCAUCCAGCAGAUGUUUCUGCGGCUGCAGAACCCUCUCCAAAUUAUGCAGAAGGUUUUGGACUCGCUGGCAAAGAUCAAAGAUAGCACUACGCGAAUGCAUAGUCGCCUGGGCCUUUGGAUUGAUGAUGAACAUGUAACGAAGCACAGGAUCCGGCCCCACCUAAGGGCUCCCAAGCUUUUGGAAGUGCUGAAGUUCCUUUGCCAACGAUAUGACGCUGAGUGGGAAGUUAAGGAAAUGGUUGUAUACCAUUUGGAGCACAUUAGUAAUUCGUACGAUCUGGGAAUAUUGUUGGAGGCGUGGUGCAAUUGUCGUCAUGCUGGCGGAGGGCAGUUUCUAAGUAAAAUGGGCGAGUUUUACGAUGCUAUUGGACGGAGCCGUUCAUUUGUAACUUUCCAGCAAAAUGAAAAACUUCCGCAUACCUCCGACAAUAGAAAAUCGCGUCACACUUGAAAAGUUUAAAGAACCCUCUUCCAAAUGAUUUUAUUUGCUGUUAGUAUUACUUGCUUUCCAGAAAAAAACGGUUACCUAUCAAAUUAAAAAUUUG
Molecule: messenger RNA, 951 nt
Organism: Drosophila ananassae
Lineage: Eukaryota; Metazoa; Arthropoda; Insecta; Diptera; Drosophilidae
Exons: 2
Coding region: 207-857 (216 amino acids)
Source: RefSeq, a predicted model, not a curated record